AUGAAAAUUAUCUCUUAGUUUUUCGCACUGAAAACUUUUAUUUAUGUAUUACUUGUCCUUCCAAAACUAAAAUGUUGCUCAUAUAGUGAUUAUGAAGAUGCCUUACUGCCACUAGAGUCUCCAAGUUUUAAUUAACUAAUCAAUUUUGAAGAAGGAAUUUCAUUUGAAUUUGGGUUUUGGAGUUUAUGUGUUCCCUAAUAAAGAUUGAAAGAUGUCUCCUUUGUUGAUUAAGAAUUUGAAGCCAAACAACCUGAAGAUGGAUAAUUCUUGUUUUUAAUUAAAGAAUAGAAUGGUAAUUCAAUGAUAGGAUUUAUAACAAUGAGUUUAUAACCUGAUCUAGUUAUUCAUAAAAUAACUAUUAGUGGAUAAGAACAAACAACAUUCAACUUUAAUUACGAUCCAAUAAUAUAUGAGGGAAAAUGGAUUUUAAAUGUUUUUUCUUACAACUUCCCUGAAAAGAAAAUAUAUUUUGAGAUGACUGAUUAAGCCAAAUAAAGUUGGGAUAUAAAUAGCAGCCAAAUUUAUACCUAAAUCUUCUUAGGAGGAAGAGGAUUAGUAAUAAUAUAUUGUAAUAUUUAUAUAGAUUGAGAAAUUAAACCUAAAUAGUUUUAAAGGGAGAUUGUCCAAGAUCCUGAUCAAAAAGGUGGAAAAUUUAGAAGAAACUUUAUUCUAAUAUUUGAAUAAUUAUUGCUAGAUACCUUUCCCAUUACAAGGGGAGUAAAAGUCCUAUUUGGUUAAAGGACUGUAAGUAUUUGAUGGCGAAACAUCUCACUAAUAUACAAUAAAUUAAUUUGGCACUAGAUACUGCUUAUCUGGAUGGAUAAAAUAUGAUGCAUCAAGAGUAAUUGAGAAAUCGACUUAUCCUUUAAUUAGAAUUAGUCUUUUUAAAAAUUAUUUUUAAUAAACAUAUUUUGGUGAUGAAAUAUUUGUUUUAUAAGCACACCUAAACAAAAUUGAACCAAGAUUAAGUUAAAUUGAAAUUUAUAAUGAUUUCCAUAUGAUACCUGUAGUUGGAAAGAUUGGUGGCCCAACAAUUAAUUAUUCUCCAACUCUUUUUAAUGAUGGGUUUACUACUCGCUAUUUUGAAGGGUUAUAAUAAUGGCAUUAUUUACACUAUGAAUAAGGUUCAACAAGUUAAUUUAAGACUUUAUUAUAUGUGCAAUUUUUUAAUGAGUUAAAUCUCUAAAGAAAAAUGAAAAAUAUAGCCUCAACAUGUAAUUCCCCUUUUUAUCUUUAUUUGGGAUCGGAUGAAUUUGCUAUAGAAUUGCUUCAAGCUUCCCUUUAUGAUUUCAAAUUCGAAUACAAUUAUAUGGAUGAUAAAUAGAUGCUAUUUAAUGGUAUAAUUGAACAAUUAAUAUUAGCUUGUCAUUACUCUUGUCAGACUUGUGAUGGGCCUCUUGAAAAUAAUUGUGUCAAUUGUUAAGAAAAUGUUAAUAGACAUUAUUUGGUUGAACAAAAAAAAUGCAAAUGCAAACACGGAUAUAUCGAUAUUCCAGAUGAGAAGGUUUGUAGGGCAUUUGAAGUAGAGUAUUCUUCGGUUUACUAAAUAGAAGGAACACGUUAUGCUGAAGGUUAAUGUGAAUUUGGGUACUUUCUCUCUCCAAACGAAAACCAUUCUUUUGAAUGUAAAAUUUGGUAAUAUAUGUAAUUAAUUUUAGUCCAUAAUCCAAUUCCUAUGACAUUCUAUGUGUUGAUUGCAUUUAUUAUCCAUUAACUUGGUAUUUAAAACCAAUAUGUAAACACGACCUAAUCUCUUAAAAAUAUAAUGCUUAGAGUGCAUUCGAAUAAGUAAAGAGAGAUGAAUUUAACUAUGACUUUUAUCUUAUUGAUUUAAAUAAUGUAAUCACGCUUCAUUAAGGAUUUAUGGAUUUUUGUGACAUAGAACUAGACUCUAGUUGCUUUAAAACUAAAUAUUUACAUUUAGGCAAAUACGUAAAUGUAAAAUGUAAGCCUAAUUACUAUUCUUAAAAUGAAGAUUGCAUCUUCACAAAUAUCAAUUGUUUACUAGCAUCAAGUGAUGGAAAUUGUUUACAAACUAAAAUAGGGAUAUAUCAAUAUAACAACUAUUUCUAUGAAUGCCCAUUGACUUGUUUAACUUGUGAGCAUAACGCUGACUCUAACAGCUUAAAAUGUUAAUCUUGUUUGAAGGGUUAUGCUUUAGAUAAUGGAGAAUGUGUCAGUUGUGGAAAUUUCUGUGCAUUUUGCCAGAAAUAUCAUGAUUCUAAUACAGAUACAUAAUAUCUAAGAUGUUUAAAAUGCUUAGAUGAUUCAAAGUACUUUUUAUCAUUUGAUGGUAUAAAUUGCUUUGAGAAUAAAAUCUAGAAUUGUCACUAUGCUUUUUAGGCCUUAUCAAAUGAUUUCUAGGUUAAUACUCUAGAUCUCAACUUUACCCCAAGAAAUGAUUGGCAAAAUAUUAUUACAACAUGCGGGAGAUGUCAUUAUAGUUAUGUUCUAAUAAUGGAAACCAAUAUUUGUUUAUUAUAACCUGAUGACAAGUGUUUUUUUCUAUAUGCUGAAAAUUUUAGCAAUUCUACUAUUUUUGAUGAAUUUACAAUAGAUAAUUUGCUCUAGACGUAUUAUGUUGAAAAAGAUGAUGGUGAAUUGAUAUCUCUUGCAUUUGAUCCUAAUGAUUUUAGUAUUUUUGCUACAUCAAUACAGUAUUGUAUGAUUCACUAAAUAUAUACUGAAUCAAUAAGAUAUAAUAUUGUUCAAUUUAAUCUCUAAUGUCCAGGAUACAUAGAAAAUUGCGAAACAUGUAUAAGAGAGAAGGUAACAUAUGCAGGUAUAGUUCAUAUUUGUUUGAUAUGCAAUCAGGGAUACUAUGCUGACAGAAUAUCAGGUAAAUGCUUCCAAUGUCCAUCAGAUUUGAAUUGUUAAUAUUGUACUUAACAGUAAAAGCUAUUGAAGGAUGCUUGGAAAAUAUAUAUCAGAGCUUUUUAUUAACUUUUUAUUAAUUCAAAUGAUGAUCAUCCCUUUAAACUUUAUGCAUAAAGUGAGGUGUAAGAUGAUUAUGAAAUUAUAUGCACUUUUUGUAGAAAAGGAUAUGAAUUAGUAAAUGAAAUUUGUAUAAAAGCUUGUCCUGAUUCAUGUUUAGAAUGCCAAUAUAUAAAUGGAAGGAAUUAAUGUAUAAGAUGCCAGCUAGAAUAUUAAGGAAGAAAAUUAAGUUUAUCAGAAAAUGAAUGUAUAGAAUGUCCUUAAAAUUGUGCAUUAUGUAGGAUUCGAUCAUAAGAAGAAAUUUAAUAAAUUAAUCCUUUUUUUAAUAAUGAUAAUUAUAUCACACACACAUACUAAUGUUUAUAAAGUUUUGAGGAUUAAGACUAUUAUUUUGAUCAGUAAUUAGGAGGCUUCAUUGAUUGUAUCAAUGUAAACUACUGUGAAAAAUAACUCCUAAUUCCAAUUAAUUUAUUUUGCUCUUAAUCAGAUUUCAUAAACGCAUUAAAUGAAGAGUAGACUGAUUACAACAAGGAGUAAUUUAAAAAAAGCAAUAUAAUCUUGGAGGAUCUUGUUUCUGGAUCCAGUUUUAAAGAAGUAAUUAUCAUUCUUUAAUUAAUUAGUUUGAGAAUAAUCAUUUUUAUUUCUAAGUUAAUUCUAAAAUGAUUAAGACAAUUGUUCUUCAAAUUAAAAGUGUCAAACCUUAAACUUGUAAAAUUAAUGGAAAUGCAACAAUUUAAUAGAUCUUUAGUUAGAAUAUUUUUUCUGCUAUGUAAAUUGUAACCUUUAUCUUUCUAGAAAUGUUGAAUUGUAAAUAAAUUUUAAUCAAAAUACUAUCGUUGAAUUUGAAAGAACUGUCACAUUUUAGAAUUUUAGAAAAAUUUCAAUAUUAGGAGGUAUAUUCUAACCUUUGUCAAACAAUUAUUUAAAAUAACUAAUAUUUUAAAGCUUAUUACCAUAAGUGAUUCUUAUAGAUUCUUUUAAAUAUUAGCAAAUCUCAUAGAAAAUAGACUAAUCUUAAUUAAUUUUUUAAAAUGUGAGUUAAUUAAAUAUCAAUAAUUUCAAAAUAAUAAAUCUUAUUCAAAAUAAUAUUGAUAAGUUUAUUUAAAUUACAAAUACCCCCUUUGUUAAAUUAAUUAAAUUUCAAAAUUUUGAGAUCUUAAAUUCAAUUCUAAACAAUUAAAUCACGCUUUUUUUUUAUCUAAACAACUAAGAUAUCAUCGAUCUAUCAGAUUUAUAUAUCAAUGCACAGUUUGCUAAUUCAACUUUUAUAGAAACUGGAAAUUCUUAGUAAAAUGGGGAUCUUACUAUUAAAAAUAUUAAUUUUAAAAUAGAUUUACUUAAUUGUUUAAAAUUCAUGAGCUGGAUAUAUUUUAAUCACAUAGUUAUAUCUGGAAUUUCAAUUAUUAAUUCUAUAAUUGACAACUCAACUCUUAUCAUUCUUAAUAAUUACAAUAGUUUAAAAGACUUAACGAUUAAAGACAAUUAAUUUAAAUAAUUAAGUUAUGGAGUUAUUAAUUCUAAUUAAUCAUUUGAAAAUAAUUUAACGAUGGAGUUUACUAAUAUUAUUUUAGAUCAUAAUGAAUAUGAUUAAACUACAAAACUUAUUUGUUUUAACAAAUACAAUAACGCAUAUUCUUUUAUCAAAAUCAAUAAUUUAAUAAUAUCUAGUAAUUUUGCUACAUCUAUUGAUUCGAAUUUUAAUUUGAAAACCUAAAAUCUUGCUCUAAUGUACAUUUAACUAGAUGAAGUCUAUAUAUCAAAUAUCAAUAUUUAUAGGGGAUAUGGAUUGAAAGAAAUUAGUAUACAAAAUGCAAAAGUUUUAAGACUAAUAUCUAGUAAAAUAACUUAAAGUGACGAACAUAAAUUUCUUGGACUUCAUUAAUAUCUUGAUUGCCAAUUAUAAUAAGUCUAAGGUCAAUACUAUUUAUAAUCCCUCUUUAUUACUUCCGUGAUUGAUUUUGAAAUAAUUGAUAUGCAAAUAAGAAACAUUUAAUCCUACAAUUCUCCAGUCAUAUAUUACAAGUCUUCUGAUAGCAUAGCACAAUCAUAACUAGAAUCAAUACGUUUAGUUAAUUUCGUUGUUGACUCAAAUUUAUUGCUUCUAUCAAAUUCAUAAUUUUAAACCGCAAUCAUUUUUAUAGAGUCCAUAUAAUAGACUAUUUUAGAAGUUAAGAAUGUUUCAUUUAUAGGCAAUAUUUUACAUGAAUAUGUUUAGAACAAUCUUCAAAUCUCGUCAUUAUUAUUAAACUUCAAUUGCAUUUUGGGCUUUAUAACUAUUACCAACUCUCAUUUUUCUUAAAAUACCCUCUAUAACAGCACAGAUAAUUUAAUAUUCAUAAAAAGCCAAUAGUUGAAGAUGACAAACAAUACUUUUUAUCAAAAUAGUUAUUUUAAUUAUUAAUAUAUGCAACCAUUUUUAUUAUGGGGAUUUGGAGAAUCAGAAAAAGUAUCAUAUCAACAAAUAAACAGUAUUUUUUAAGUAAAGUCAAAUUCAGGAGUUGGUUAGUUUAAGGUGGAGAACCUGGAAAUCAAGUUUUGUCAUUUUGAGUAAUCUGCAGGGUAUUAAGGAGGAGCAUUAUAUAUUGAAGCCUAAAGGAAUAGUAUAGUUACAAUUUCUGAGACUUAAUUCAAGAAUAUUUCGACUUUAUUUUCCAAAGAUUUAGGAUAAGGUGGAUCGAUAUAUUUAGAUGGAACUACAUCAGAAACUCUUAACUUAUCAAUAUCUCAAUUAACAAUUAAUGAUAUCAGUGCUAAAGAAAAUGGAGGAUUCAUUUACAUAAAAUCAGAUUCUCCGAUUAUUUCAAUUUCAAUUAUUCAAUUAUAUAUUAGAAAUAUCUAUUCUAAACUAGGAUCUUUCAUUUAUGUUGUUUUUUCUACUGUACCAUAGGUAUAGUAAAUAGUUAAACUAGACUCUAUUUUUAUUCAAAAUACUUAAGAGGGAUUUAUGAAUUAUUUAAAUUAAUAUACUUAGUUAUCUAAUUCAGAUCAACUAGCUUUGAUAAAUAAUAGAGCCUUAUUUUACUUUGAUUCUGUUAUUAAUCUAAUCAUUUAAAAUAUGGAUAUUUAUAAUAUCUUUAUGGAAUCUGCUGUUAUAAUCAAAAAUGCUUAAAUAGUUGCUAUCAACAAUUUUACAGCUUCUCAUGGUCUUAUUAAUGAUUGUUUACUAAGAUUGAAUCAAAAUUUAUGUAUAUAUUUUUAUGAUAUAUUUUAGAUGAAUCAAGCAAAAUUUAAAUAAAUAAUCUAGAAGUUUAGAACAUUUCAAUAGUAUUGUAGCUAAAGAACUAUAAUUGCGAAUAAUCGACUUUUUUAGAUUCAAAAACAUAUUCUUAAUGCAUUUCUAAUUUUAGAAAGAAGGCAGCACCACUCAAAUUGCAGUAAUAGUCUACAAAUUAAUAUUUUUCUUAUGGAAAUUGUAUCAUAUCACAAAUUUAAGAAUAAUAUGAACAGGAAGAGAAUGUCAUUCUUGUUAAUGAAAAUUCAGGAUUGCUCUUAUUCUUAGAUCUUACAGAUAUAACUUAACUUAAAUUAAACAACCUUAUUUUUUCGUAAAUAAAUUGUAGGUUCUGCUAAAACGGGUUGAUAUUUUAUUAAUUCUUGAGAGUUGAAGAUUUAUUAUUAAAGUAAUAGAUUUCGAGCCUUAAAGUAACUAAUUCGUAAUGUGGAUUAUCUGGUUGUUUUUAGAUUACAAAAGUAAAUGGUAAUAGAUUGCUUACACAAACUGAAGUGAAUAUUUAAUAAAUGAAUUUAGAAGUUUUUAUAAAUAACUAUGUUUGUCAAUAUAACAUUGCUUAAAAUGGAACCUGCUUAUUUAUAGAAAAUGUUAGAGUCCUGAUAUCUAAUUCAAUUUUUUAAUAUAAUAAAGCAUCUGAAACAGGAGGUGCCAUAUUUGUGAAAAUGAAGCAAGAUCUCUUGAUUACAAGCAGUGUAAUAUCUCACAAUUCUGCUUAUAUAGGAGGAGGAAUUUAUUUAAUUGAUUAAUAGGAUAUCGAUUACUUUAAUCUAAAUACAAUUGUGAAUAAUAAUUAAGCUUAGUUUUUUGGAGAAAAUAUCAUAUCAGUUCCCCAAAAAUUGACAAUAACUAUAUAAAGUGAAAUUACAAAAUUAACCACAAAAUCUAUUAUAAAAAGUUAAGAUCUUUUGAUACAAUAAGUUAUUGUUUAAUAAAAUGCUUUGAACGAAUAAUAGUUUCUCUAUUUGCCGAGUGGUUAAUAGAUUUCUCUUUAUGAAUAUUUCUCUAAAGCGAAUCGUACUUACACUACUUUGAAUGAAAAAUUCCGUGUUUUAGCUUUGGGUAAGGAUAAUAGCAUAAUUAAAAAUCUCAAAAACUCAUAUUGCACCAUCGAUAGCAGAAGAAUUAAUAUAGCAGAACAUUAAUAUGAAUAAGUUCCUUUUAGUAACAAUUUUACAAACUUUGAUAGUGUAUAUUUUAAUGAAUAGACGUAAGAUUAUAAUCUUGAUGAUUUAAUUGUUUAUUUUGAUAAUGAAUUACCACCUCAUAUAGUAUUAUAAUUGUAAUUUAUGUGCAAUUCUGUUGUAGUUGCUAAUUAUAAUUAAUAAUACCCAUAUAAUUUAUUAAGCACGCAUUAAAAUUAUAAAUUAAGGAUCAAUAUUAAAACUUUGCCUUGUUAAUUUGGAGAAAUCAAAAAUUAUACAGAUUAUUCUUGUACUCCAUGUGAUAAUAAUUAAGGAUUAUUUUCAAUAACUCUUAAUUCUUAGAAAUGUGAACUUAAGGAUGAAAUUUCGACAAUUAGUGUCAAAUCAGCUCUAUUAAACUUAAAAUUUGGUUAUUGGAGACCAUAUUUUUAAAGUAAUUUGGUAAGUUAUUGUCUGAACUUACCUGAAAAUUGUCUAGGUGGUUGGCUAGAAGGCGAUGAAUCCUGUUUUACAGGGCACAUUGGAGCAUUAUGCGAACAAUGUGAUUUGUAUAAUAUUCGAGGACAUGGACAAUAUUCUAUUAGUUCGAAAUACUCAUGCGGACUCUGUACAGAAAAUAAUAAAAAUAUAAUAAUUAUUACAUUAGUUAGUAUUUGGUAUUUUAUAUUAUUAAUUAGGACUUUGAUCUCUAUUUUGAUUUCAGUUCAAAGUACAAUUAAAGCCAUCCAAGAAUUUGUUAGAAAUUUCUGCUUUUAAAAAAUGGGAUUAGCAGUUAACUAGACAAUAAAUUAAUCAGCAAUUCUAAUUAAGAUGCUUACCAAUUAUUUAUAAAUAAUUUCAUCUAUUGGUACAUUUUAAUUAAAACUACCAAUCGCACUUGAAAGUACUGUAAAUGCAAUGGGAUCUCCAAUUUAAGCAAUGACUUAUUCUUUAGAUUGCUUCUUAUAAUAAGCUUUUCAAACAGAAAUUUAAUAUGCUAGAAUGAUUUGGUAAAUAAUUAUGCCAUCAAUUUAUAUCUCUGUUUUUCUUCACGGAUAUUUAUUUUUAAUUCUCAGGAAGCAUCUUUCUUUUAAUAUCUGUGUUAUUACUACUACUUUUAUUUACAUGUACAUCUAUUUACAACCAAGUGUGAUUGGAGGGUUUGUGUAGCUAAUCUCGUAUAGAGAGAUUUCAGGAUAUAAAUGGAUCUAAUCAAAUGUGUCAUAGAGAUAUGACACAUCUUACCAUGAACAAUGGAUGCUUAGACUUUGCUUUCCUUUACUUUUCAUUUUUGCCAUUUUCAUUCCCAUUUACUUUUUCUAUGGACUUUAUCAUAAUUCUGAAAAACUGGACUAAAAGAAGGUGAGACUUUAAUGGGGUUAUUUGUAUAAUGAAUAUACUAAAUCUGCUUAUUUUUGGGAGGUUAUAAAAAUCGCUCAAAAAGAAUUGAUGAUCAUUUUCUUAACCUAUUACGAUGAUAGAAUAAUAAUUAAAGCUACCAUUAUUUUACUAAUUACUGGAUUAUAUUUAGAAUUAAAUAAGAAUUAUAAACCUUACAAAUAAAGUGCUUUAAAUCAAUUAGAUUGUUAUUCUACCAAUGUAUGUCUAGCAUCAAUUGUUUUAGCCAUAGGUAUCUAUAUUUCAUAAUAAUCAAACUCCAUUGAAAUUUAAAUUCCGUAUUAAAUCAUAAUAAUAAUACUUAAUAUUCAUGUGACCUAUUUGUUAAUAUCCAAAAUAGUAGUGGAAUAUUUCAAAGAAAAAACAACUGGUUAUUAAGAUAAACUUGAUAUAGUAAGAUAGGCAAUUAGAAAACGAUUCCCAUCUUUUUAAAAAAUCGAAUUUUUAAGAAGAGUUUUGAAAGAUCGAAAUGAGUAGCGAAUUCGAAUUAAAAAAAAUUACUUGAAAUUGAGAGGUUUUUUGAUUCCUUUAGCUAAGGAAAUGAUACUUAUAAAAAAAUCAUCAUGUCAGGUUUCUAUUGAGAGAAACUUAGACUCGAACCUUAAUACUAAUCAUUUGAGUCUAAGAAGUCCAAGCUUGGCUCGAGAAGGAUAAUAGUUGAUCAGAAAUCCUUAGUUGGCAUAUUCUUUGAAUUCCUCAAAGAAUAUUACAAAUUCCUAUGCAUUUGAUAGAAUGUAAUUAAUACGAGUUAUAAAACAUUAUAGGAGAAGUCGAUAAAAUCAUUAAAUAUAGUAGACCUUUGAUACUAACCAAUACCCCACAGAAUUGAAGAAAGAUGAAAUUAAAGAUAUUCAAGAUGAAUGA
Molecule: messenger RNA, 9549 nt
Organism: Paramecium octaurelia
Lineage: Eukaryota; Ciliophora; Oligohymenophorea; Peniculida; Parameciidae
Source: the annotation of a GenBank genome assembly